UUACAGGUCUACUUGGCGAUAAUGGAACACAAAUAGAAUGUUCAUACACCAUUAAAAAUGUUCUUAGGAUCGAUUCUGUUGCUUUUCUGGCUUUGAACGCGAGCACCACAACGUUUGGCACCAUAGCAACAUAUUUACCAGGUAUAAAGCCGUUGAUAACUCCACAAGGACAGUAUUUGAUCGGGAGGGUGACACUAAGUAAUAUAACACAAUCAUCAACAAAGGCAGUCAUGGUAUUUAACAAGCUGUUGUGCAUAGACGACACAUUCUAUAGAUGUAAUGUGAGAUUCGUUGAUUCCGGUGGCGUGCCACGAGAUGCAACUUCAAACAACAUAAGCAUAUCAGUCCAAGUGACACCUUCGAAGCCUGAUAGAAUAUUUUGGAUAAAGGUAUUUGCCGAUUCAUCGUCAACGACCUCAACAGUACCUAUGUCUGCUACCACUUCGUCGUCAUCUUCUGCAGUGACAACAAAGUUAAAUGAAACAAUAUCUACCAUGGACAGCGAUGAACAGAACGAUACAACUGCAUCCACCCAUUCUACGCUACCAACAACUGAUCAUAAAACUACAUCUUCUACCCCUUCGGACGAGUAUCUUUCCACCGACAGCAGCUACAGAACUACUACACAUUCUAUACAACAAACAACAACAGCACAAGGAAUAGCUGAAGGGGAUAACAUAACAGUUGUCUGUACAGGAGACGUUGGAAAACCUGCAGAGAAACAUGUCUUCCAAAAGUAUCGUAAUGGCCACAAUUUAUCUAUGACAUAUACAGCCACUGAAACAUCAAUAUCAGAAAUGUCUGAAAAUUGUUCCUACUAUCGUAGAAGUAACCUCACAUUCCAAGUAAUGUCUAGAGACAACAAUGCAGUGAUACGAUGUGUUGUUAAUUCGUCAAUGGCAGAGCCGGAUAUGUAUGUAGAAACGGAACCAAUAGAGGUCUACUAUGAAGUGAGCAUGCCAACUAUAAUAAAAUAUCCGAAUAAAGCAUACUAUGUAGUAGGCGAAGAUACUAGUAUACAUUUAACUUGUAAGAGCGAUGGUAAUCCUAAACCAAAUUACCAAUGGUAUAAAGAAAACCAUAAGGAACGCAUAAGCACAAAUGAAAACUUGAAUAUUACGGAUAUGAAUGUAACGAAUAGUGGAGUAUACACCUGUAAAGUCAGUAACACUUUCAAUGGCGGCACGUUCACAAACUCUACUGAUUUGCAAGUAAAUAUUAUGAAUAAAGUUGACAUUUCAACGACCCAGUCUAGUUCCACAGGCAGUUCUUCUGGUGUUGACGAUAAAAAGGAAAAACCGGAUGAAAACUCGGAUCUAUAUACAGCUAUUGGUAUUGUUUCGGCGGUUGUUAUCGUUAUAAUCAUCAUUUUCCUAAUUGUUAUGAUAGCAAGGAAAAAAAGGAAGAGUAAAUCCCCUACAAUUAAAAAUGAGUCUAAAAGUUCCGUUGACUCUAAAAAAAAACAGGUUACGGAAUCUAGGACUGGUGAUUAUGAUUACAUUGCUUUGGAAGAUGAUGCUACUAAAAAACAAAGUGUUAAUAAUGGACUCGAGGUUGAAGAUAUUAAAGAGCAUAAUAAAGAAUACUUGAAGAAACAAGAAGAAGAGGAACAGAAAAAGAACGAAUCAAAUACACCACCUCAACCCGCUGUAUAUGCUCAAGUGAACGAAGCAACAAAGUCAAGAAACAAGCAAAACACAGAAACUCGAGAGAGUUCUGAUAAACAGGAAGAAGACGCGUAUGCGGAAACACAGGACGGGAUCUACGAUAAAGCUGGAGACAGACGUCACAAAGAAAAUGAGAAUGUUGAGCAUUUUGAUUCAUCUAAUAAUUCAAGCAAACAAAACAGCAAUGGUGAUAAUAAGUUGUCAAUUCAAACUAACAAGGUAGGAUCUUAUGCCAACCAAGCAUUUGAGAAAGAUGAAAAUCGCAAAGUUGCCACCGUAUCUCCGACAAUUCGCUCUUCAAGUGGCUCUCAAAACGAUGAACCGACAAAUCUUAGUCGUAAUAGCCAAUCCAAAAAAGGGUUCGAAAAUAUAAUAAGUACAGAUCAAACCGGUACAUCGGAAGAGGAUUCGUUUCAUCGAACCGCGUUGUAAAUCGAUUGUGGUUCCUUUUAUAUGAAACUCAACUAUAAACAAAAGUUGUCUAUAAGGAUGUUAAAAUGCAAAUAUGACUUAUAGAAUGUGUGGAAUUCAAGUCAAGUAACUUUAUUUAUGAUCUUUGUUUAUUUGUGUCGUUGGGUUGUUGUCUGAUUAACCAUGUUAACUUUAACCCAGCAAUCUCCUGUUAUUCAUAUAAACUUCAGAAUUUGGGACUUACAAAACGAAGGACAAGUGCCCAUACCAUACCAAGGUCACUUAAUCACUUGAGUUUAGGCAUUUUUCCCCUAAAUUUAACAAGGCGAACAAUGGAAAGAAUACAAUGUUUUAUGUGUGUUCUUGUAUUUCAUUAUAUCGAUAUUCUAGUGUUUUAGAUGACAGCUUCUGAUAGAUUACGAUUAUCAUACUAGAUAUUUGUUGCAUAUUCAAUAUAACGAAAAAUAAUAUGUUUUAUAAAUUAAUGGCACAAAAAUCACUACAUGUACUUAACAAAGAGGAUUUUAUUCAUCCCGAAGCCGCAUUAACACAUCUAAUAAAGAGCAAACACUCAUAUCUCGCGUAUCAUUCAAAACAACACCUAGCAGAUCCUGACAUCAAUCCUUAACUGGACAUCAGUCUUGCUGCAUCUGUAAAUUAACAAUCACAGCUGCUGGGUAAUAUCGACAAAUUGUAUACUGUGUUUUGCAUUCAUGAACUGCACGAUAUCUAAAGUCAAAUACGAAACUAAACAGACAACCAUAUUUAGGUUAAUGUUAUAUAUUCAUUAAGGAAAUUAUUAUGAAUAGGGCAAAUUACUGAAUAUGACUGAUCUACAUACUGGUCGAAAGAAAGUGUUUUAAGAGUAUAUAUAACAUACUUUACCUUAAUUUAUUUCAUGUUUGAAACAAAAGUUUCGAUUUCUUCGAUUCUUCCGAUUAAAAGUUUAACCAGAAGCAAUUAUAGUUGAUGAAUGAAGUUUUGUAAUAUCUUUUAUUUUCUAUGCAUUUUCAAACGAUAUAAAUAUCUAAAUGAUUUUGAAAGAAAAGUUUUUAUUGUAUGUAUUUAGAGUUAAUUUAACAGCAUCUUGAAUCUAAAAUGUUUUGAUACCGUAGAUACAGAUAGAAAAAUGGUGAAAUAUGUAGCAAUCUUGAAAUUGCAAUUUAAGAAAGCACACAAAUAAUAUUGUUUAUUAAGAUAUUUAUUUUGCUGAUGUAAAAUUUAUUUGGGGUCACCAGAUUCAUAUCUACGUAUUCUCGAUUGUCAGUCUGAUGAAUAUCUGAUAUGAAAUAAUGAUAUAUAUAGACAAAUGAUAUCCAAAUGUAAUUCCCCUUGUAUAGAAUAAAAAAGGUUAAAUCACGAAGAACUCCCGAAUACAAUUAUUAUUUACGAAAUGUAGAGUUCCUAGAUUCUGAAUAUAUUUUUUUUUAUUGUGAUAUCAAUUGAUUUGUUUUGCCUUUAUUAAAGACAAUAUGUUAUCAUUUAAGAUCUUGACCUAUUUGAUAAAUUAGUAUAUAUUUUUAGGUUCACUCUUGAACUCGUUUGUCAUAUAGGAGUUUUGUUUAAACAGUUUGUAGAACUGAGGGCGUCAGAUAUCUCUCAUGCUAGUUCUGUAUUUAAUAUUAUCUGACAUUUGUAUAUUUAGCUAAACGUUGAUUUGUUCUAUUCUUGUAUAUGAAUUUUUGUAUGUUUUUUUUCUAAUUGCUUGGCCAUAAUUGCUGAUGUUUAUAAAUAUAAUAAUUUAUAUACCAGAUGACAAAGAAGGAGUUAAAAGUGAUAAGAGGACGGAAAAAUACAAUGAACCAUGGCUUUCAUCAAACACGACUUGCAAAAAAAAAGUAUAAAGGGGCGUUUGUCUAUAAAUAGUUAUGGAUUUAUUCUAUUAUAAGUAUAGAGACAUUGUACAUGAUUUGAUGCUUAUAUCUGUAUGCCCCACUUACGAUAGUAGAGGGAAAUUAUGUUUUCUGGUCUGUGCGUUCGUUAGUUCGUCCGUCUGUCCCGCUUCAGGUUAAAAUUUUUGGUCAAGGUAGUUUUUUGAUGAAGUUGAAGUCCAAUCAACUUGAAAUUUAGUACACAUGUUCCCUUAUGUUCCCUAUGAUAUAUUCUUUCAUAUUUUAAUGCCAAAUAAGAGUUUUGAUCCCAAUUUCACGGUCCACUGAACAUAAAAAAUGAUAGUGCGAGCGGGGCAUCCGUGUACUAUGGACACAUUCUUGUUUUAACCUGUGUUCAAGUAUUUUAACUACAAUGCUAUUCAGGAAAAUAUAUGAAAUCAUAUCUCAAAGCAAAAUAAUUUGUACAGAAUGUUUAUAUCUUUUAAAAUUAAUUUUAUUUUUUAUAUUAAGCAGUAAUUUAUAUAUAUAAAAAAACUAACUUA
This is a messenger RNA of Mytilus californianus (California mussel), 4452 nucleotides long. RefSeq lists its product as uncharacterized. Gene Ontology annotation, molecular function: cell adhesion molecule binding. The transcript is spliced from 8 exons. The record is from RefSeq and is a predicted model, not a curated record. Gene Ontology annotation, biological process: cell-cell adhesion. Gene Ontology annotation, cellular component: cell-cell junction. Bases 231 to 2099 code for a protein of 622 amino acids. Lineage: Eukaryota; Metazoa; Mollusca; Bivalvia; Mytilida; Mytilidae.